Molecule: messenger RNA, 5221 nt
Organism: Scleropages formosus (Asian bonytongue)
Lineage: Eukaryota; Metazoa; Chordata; Actinopteri; Osteoglossiformes; Osteoglossidae
Product: mastermind-like domain-containing protein 1
Exons: 5
Coding region: 391-3369 (992 amino acids)
Biological process (GO): regulation of transcription by RNA polymerase II
Cellular component (GO): nuclear body
Source: RefSeq, a predicted model, not a curated record
UGGUGUAAAGCGCCGUUACUCCGCCCACGGAGUCAGGAAGGCAGAGAAAGGCAGGGAGCAGCUCGCCGUGUGGCGUGGAGGAAACGCGCGGACGCCGUGCUCGUGCUCGUGCUCGUGCUCGUGGAGCCGUGAGCGGAGCGCCGUGUGAGACGAUCGAUCCUCGACCUCGGCUCGUCCCCCGAUCAUCAUCAUCAUGUCCCGCGCAGCGCAGCGCCGUGAUUUGUCCGCUCGCGUCGCCUGUGACUGACCGACUGACUCACUGCAGCCGUGACACUUGUUCUCCGUGACUCGCGUGGACCGACUCGCUCUCGACUCUUUCUAUUGUAUGCUGGGGGUCUCGAGGAAAGUGGAUUUAGGAGGAGCCCCGGCGAGCACCACUUGUUCUCCAAGAUGCUCCUGGUGUCCCAGCGGCUGGACGCGCCUCGCAUGGAGCCACUACUGCCUGGAUCAGUGAAGAGGAAGCUGGCUGCAGAUGAGGGCUUGAGGGCGGUCAACGGGGUCUCUGGAAGUCACAUGAUCCAAGGGAGCAGCAAGCGGCCAUGCCUGGAGGACGUCACCUUGGCCAUGGGCCCCAGCCACCAGCACUCCCCCUUUUCUCCAGCGCCGGGAGUUGGGGGCCAUGGGCCCCUGCUGGAGGGAAGUGGGCUGAACAGUAACAACGGGUUGGGUUCGCCGUACUCCGUGCCACCCAAAGCCAGUCCUGGGUCGAUGGCCGGAGGGGGUGGGAGCAACGCUGCCCACGGGGGUAUGUUGCCCUCCUUCAACCCCAACGGAAACAGCUCGGCUCCGUCUGUGGAGCAGGAGCUUCAGGACAUCCUGGACGAGCUGACUAAGAAUCCGGACCCCUCGCUCACGGAGCUGGACAUCGAGAAGAUCCUGGGGAACAAAGGGGAUGAACAGGCCAGCGGUCCAGGGGGAUUCAUGCAGCCUGAGGGCAGCGGGACACCCAAGCGCUCCCCGCAGAGGCCCUCCCAUCUGGAGAGCCACCUGACUCGCUCCCCGGGUUUCUCGCAGACGCCCGCCGUGGGUGUCGGCUCCCCCCAGGUUGGCCCCCCUCCAGCCGGUGCCCCCUAUUCCCUACCUCACCCCGCGAAAGCAGUCCCGUCACCGCUCUCCGCUUCCCCACUCUCCUCUUCUGCCCAGAGCCACACCCAGAGCCAGGCCCGUUCCCCGAUGCUGUCGGCUGCUCUGUCCAACCGCCCCGGUCCCACGUGGCACGAGGUGUCCAGGGCCCAGCAGUUGCAGCAGAUGGCAUCCAACAGCAAGCUGCUUCCCUCCAGUGCCGGCCCCUCCUCUUCCCAGCCGGCACCACCCCCAGCAGCCACCCAGGCCGCCCCCUGGACGGGCCCCUCUCCACCAUACCGGCCUACAGAGAAGCUGCCCAACUCAUCUCCGCAUCAACAGCCCUUCAGUCCUGCGGGAAGCACUCAGAGUCCUCAGAGCAGUCUCAUGUCUGGCAUGAGUGCAGCGCCACCCAAAGGACCCUCACCUCCCUACCACCCCGAGAAGCUAGGCAGUCCUGCUCUGGCGCAACCUCCCUUCAGUCCACAGAGUGCGCUGUUACCUGGCAUGGCAUCUGCCAGUGGAGGCACCAGUGCUAUCCAGAGCUCCCAGACUGGUGUUCUGCCUGUCAUGCCACCCGCUGCAGGCAGCACGAGGCCAUCGCCGCCCUAUCGUCCAGACAAGCAUCCCAGCCCCGCGCUCCAGCCACCUCCGCAGACGCACGCUUUCGGCUCUCACGGUGAGCCGGGUGGCAUGGCCAGCCAGCUCUUCAAGGCUAUGAACUCGAGUCAGCCCAACAGCCUGAAACUCCUCAUGCAGCAACAGCAGAACCAGCCGGCUGCGCAGCCUCCAGCACAGGCUUCUUCAGCGGCACAGCAGGUGUUGGGCAAAGCCGGCAUGGGGCAAGAUCCCUAUUCAUUCAACAACACCAAGCCGUUGCGCCACUUUGACCCGGUCUUGCCCACCCAAAAACCGAGUCCUCUCCCGCCGGGCCAAGGGACCCUAAGUCACUACCCGAAUUUGCAGCCGGGCCCAUCUGCCGUCGCACCUGGGCACCCGCAGCUUCUGCAGCAGCAGCAAGAGAUGCAGCAGCGCAUGUCGAGGAACAUGCAGGCGGGAGGCAUGGUGGCGGUCAGCAGAGUGGACCAGGGCUCGGGGAUGGUGUCCAGGCCCCAGGACCCCUCGUCUGUCGCCAGACCCACCCAGGGUAGCAGCUACAACCUGAUGCUGAAGAACCAGCUGAUUAGGAAGCAACUGAUGCAGGAGAAGCAGAGGCAAAUGGAGCAGAUGAACGGGAACCCGGUGCCAGAAUGCCACCAGGUGGCACAGUUUCAAGGUGCAGGGCGACCACACCCGACAGAAUGCGGCUACCCUUUGGGGGCGCCCUCUGCCAACUCAGGCACGCUGCCCCAGGGCCCCAUGUUGCCUGGUCGGGUGGCUAUGCCCCAGGGGCCCCAGAGUCAAGCCACUCGUGCUGUAGGGCCUUACAUGGGCUGCCCAGGUCCCAAGCAAGUGCUCUACAACCCUUCACAAGCCUCUGAGUUCGGAAUGCCCUUGCAGCCCGGGCAGAGCGUGAUGGGAAUGGGUGUACCAACGCGGCAGCCGACCCACCACAUCCCAGUCAGAGCAGGAAUGCAGGGCCCGUCCUUCCCAGUAGGGACCCUGCAGCCACCUCAGCCACAGCACCUUCGACACGCCCUCCAGCAGGGCAGCACUCUGCCACGCAUGGCCUUCAACUCCCAGCAGCAGCCUCAGAUGCAGGCGUGGCAGCAGCCGGGUCUCCCACGGAUGCCAUGCGAUGCCCACAUGGAUGCUGGACUGCAGCAGCAGCCGUUCCCCGGUGGGGGCGGUGGCGGCGGUGGGAGCGGUAGCGGUGGGCCGCACCAGUUUUCCCAGCAGUCCAUGAGCACGAGUAUGCCGGGGAGCUUUGCCCCUCACCAGACUGUUGUACCUGCCCCCAGCCAACUUGCCCCAGGUCUCCCUGGCAGACACAUGCAGAAGAUGCCCCCAGGACAGCCGUUGCCCUCGGGCGUCCCGUCAGGGAUAAGGCCCCGGGGACCUCUCUCUGCCAUGGCUGGGAUGAAGCCAGUGCUGCCUGCAAUGGUUCAUCCUGCCCAGGGCAUGGCUCCACCUAGCUAUCCCUCCUCCUCCAGCAAACACACACCAGGCCCUGGUUACGGUGGCGCCAACCCGGGACACAAAGUGACAUCCUACGAGUGCGCCCACCGACAGAGCAAUGGCGCUAUGGUGGAGGGACAGGGCGGAGCCAGUGUGGAGGUGGAUUUCAUAGACACGCUGGUGGGCUCCAACGAGGACUGGUUGAACAACCUGACCAUGAUUGACGAGUACCUGGAACAGAACUCAUAGAUUACCCCCCACACCUCAUCCCCUUUCCCCAGAGCUGCCCUGGUCUUUUCUCUCGGGGCUGGAGUGGCUGCAUGUGGGACAAAAGAGGCCCCUAGGUGGUCUCCUGUGGCUCUAAGCCCAGAGGGGGAUGUGUGAGGUCUCUCUCUGGGACUGCAGAGGAGCUUCUUCAUCACUCGCUGUUUUUGGCUUCUGCGCGCAGGGCACGACAUGUGUAACGGCCCUCUUGUCGACACGUGUCUCGCAUCCCGUUGACACUCUCUAGAUCGGCCGUAAACGCAUGAUGUGUUAAGCCUGUCUUUCGGAGCCGUCGGUCAGCGCUCUUCAGGACCUCUCCGAGUGCCGGGUGACAAAAGUGACACAAAGGUUCGCCGAACGCACUCGGACGAAUCGCAAGAGCCACUUUUGCUUCUCCGUUUGUUUUACUUAAGAGCACCAUCACCAUCAUGAGGUCCAUCCUCACCAUCCAUUCUCAGCAGUGCUGUGCUCUGUAAAUAAAUGCGUCUGCCCAGUGGUAUCAUGGCUUUUGACAGUUUGUGUUUUCACUCAAUUUGCGUGCUCCUCGCUUGCUUGGCAAAGGCAGCAGUAUGAAGAUGGAGCUCUCAGAAGCAAAAGAGAAGAGGCGCAGACGUCCUGCUUCGUGUAGCUUCUGUAAACUGCAGGUGAUGCGAAGACUUCUGCUCUGAUAUCAUCAUAUCAUCUCGGAGCGCAUACUCGCUCUCCCCGGAGCUCCCAUUUGCAUGAAGGUGGACCGAUAAAGGGGGCCGAAGGCGGCCGAUGGUCCCGAUAGGCCUGUUUCCCAGAGGGCGCCGUGCGCUGUGCGUCACCGAUAGCAUCGUGACACUUUGGACAGUUGCUCCCAGACAGAGGGGUCUCCAUUUACCAGGGGCUUGUACAUAGUAAAAUAUUUUGUAAACUGAGUUUUCCUGAGCUGUCACGUAUUCAGAAGGAGAAGUAAGCGUAUUUAUACUUCUUUUGCAAUAAAAGGAUCAUUUGUAAAUAAAAAUAAAAAAACGGAAACAAAAAUUUCUCCAAAAGAAACAAGGAAAUAUAUCUUACAAUGAAAUCUGUUUUAUAAUAGGACCUUUUCUGUAUUGUAUUUGUUUCUGAAUAUGCAGACUAUGCUGUAGAGUUUGUGGUAAUACUGUGUAUUACAAUGUUGAAGUAUUUGUUAUGUUUUUGACAUAACACACGCAUCUCCUGGCUUUCUGGCCUUGUCCGGAUUUCUAGAAUAUGGCAAAGCGAGGCGACUGAGCUCUCGGGUUUGUUUUCCAUCGAAGCGGAACUCUCUCGGUCGAUCUCCCUGUGUCUCGCUCCCCAUCCCGUCCACACAGAAUCCAACCGCAGCUCACAACAAUCCAGAGGUCACCCGUCUUCGACCCUCUGACCUCAUCCACAGCAACGUCCAGCACUUCGAGGGCAAGCAGCCAGUCAUUGUACAUCCGCUAUGAAAAGUGCACCUGGAUGAAGAGGUCUGUGAAGUUCCGGCGACGGUCUCCUUCGUUGCGGUGCUGGUCGUGCAAAACAGGUUCUGCGUGUACAGUUUCUCCACCUGGCAGUGAUCCUCCGCUGUCAGACAGAGACAAAAAGUCUCAGGACAGUGCGGUUGUAAGUUGACGGCAAUGCACAGGGGGAUUCUGGGAUUGGCUCUGACGUCUCGGUGCGGUUUUGUACUUUGAAUUUUGGUCAGUUGUUUGAGCUGGAACUACUAUGUCCCCUUUCUUCUUCUUCUUGUUGUCCCUUUUCAGGUUGACCUGUAUCCAAGGGAUUACAAUAAGCCAUUACAGUCUGCAGAUGUUGUUGAUUUAUUUUAUUUUGUCUUGGUAUUUCUUAGGUAAAAAAAUAAUAAAAUUGU